CGUCAAAUAUCCUCCUUCCCGACUCUGAUUACUCUUCACUGUGUUCAAUUAAUAAGUCAAUUUCGGAACUUCUCAUCUCUGAAAAUGUCUUUCAAAACUACGGGAGCCAUAGCUUCGUUCGGAGGAAAGCUCCUCAAGCUCACUCACGAUGCGUCAACCACUGGCUGCGAAAUGGCUCUGAACCUGUACCUCCCGCCUAAUCCAGAGAAAGGCAAAAUUCCAGUUCUGUUCUACCUCGCUGGUCUGACUUGUACUGGUGACAAUGGUGCUGAGAAGGGCUUUUUCCAAUAUGGGGCGAGCCAAAAAGGCAUAGCUGUUGUGUACCCAGAUACUUCUCCAAGAGGACUCAAAAUCCAAGGUGAGGACGACGCCUACGACUUCGGCAGUGGCGCCGGAUUCUACAUCGACGCAACGGCGGAGCCCUGGUCCAAGAACUACAAGAUGGAAUCUUAUAUCACGUCCGAGCUCCCCAAAGCUCUUUUCUCCUCUUUCCCGGAACUCGACUCCUCACGCGUCUCGAUCUCGGGCCACAGUAUGGGCGGACACGGCGCUCUUACUCUCUUCUUGAAGCACCCGGGCAUGUACAAAAGCGUUAGUGCAUUUGCGCCCAUCUCGAAUCCCAGCAAUUGUCCUUGGGGCGAGAAGGCAUUUAAGGGAUAUCUGGGCGAGGAUAGGGAGCAGUGGAAGAAGCAUGAUGCGACGGAGUUGCUCAAGGGGUGGAAGGGGGAGUUUGAAGCUUUGGUGGAUGUUGGGACCGGUGACAACUUUUACAAGCAGAAGCAACUGCUGCCAGAGAACCUGGUGGAGGCUGCGGAGAAAAGUGGAAAGAAGGGGCUGAGGGUCAGAUAUCAAGAUGUGAGUGCAUCCCUUUUGGCCUGGCCACGCCAAUUAAGAUCGAUUUGCUGACAAGGAAUAGGGGUAUGAUCACUCAUACUUUUUCAUCUCGACUUUUGCGACAGAUCAUGUCAAUUAUGCGGCGAAAUAUCUACUUGCGUA
Molecule: messenger RNA, 996 nt
Organism: Cadophora gregata
Lineage: Eukaryota; Fungi; Ascomycota; Leotiomycetes; Helotiales; Ploettnerulaceae
Exons: 2
Coding region: 85-906 (273 amino acids)
Biological process (GO): formaldehyde catabolic process
Cellular component (GO): cytosol
Molecular function (GO): S-formylglutathione hydrolase activity
Source: RefSeq, a predicted model, not a curated record